Messenger RNA from Hordeum vulgare subsp. vulgare (domesticated barley), 2059 nucleotides. RefSeq names its product rust resistance kinase Lr10-like. Gene Ontology annotation, biological process: protein phosphorylation. Gene Ontology annotation, molecular function: protein kinase activity; polysaccharide binding; ATP binding. The transcript has 3 exons. The coding region runs from base 10 to 1923 and encodes 637 amino acids. The record is from RefSeq and is a predicted model, not a curated record. NCBI's taxonomy places the organism in Eukaryota, Viridiplantae, Streptophyta, Magnoliopsida, Poales, Poaceae.
CACAGAAAGAUGAGUAACCUUUUUGCCGCAGCUGUGAUGCUCUCUCUUCUUCUCAAAGAUGGAAUCAGCAUAGCCACAGCAUGGGAAGAUGAGGACUUCUUCAGAUAUUGCCCGCCAUCCUGGUGCCACGAGCAUGGCCCAGAAAUCAGGUUUCCUUUCCGGCUUGAAUCCAGCAAUAAAUCAUGCAGUGCACCAUCCAUGUACUUAUCAUGCUCUGCAAAACAAGACACCAUCCUAGAUCACCCACAGCUUGGCCCAUGCCAAGUGACCUCGAUUGAUUACCUGCAUCAGGUUAUCGACAUAACCCCGCUCAAAGACUUCUUAUCUCCAUGCCCCCUUCAGAAGAUCAAAUCAACAAGGUUUGCUGGUGGUAAAAUUGAUGAUCCUACUGCAGUGUACUUCUACAACGCCGGAAGCAUAGUGAGCUGUUCAAGAGAGUUUACGCCAAGUAUUCGAUCCGACCUUAUUGUUGGCCCUAUCCCUUGCCUUAGCAACACAAGUCACCUCUCAUAUUUGGUAGAUUCUGAUGUGCCUAUGUAUGUUCUUAAACUGGACUGCAAGGUUGUAUCUGAUGGAGUAAUUCCCAUACACAAAACUUACAAUCCUAGUACCGGAAAAUUACUCGAUAACUCAACAUUCAAGGUAAGGGCAGAAAGAAUCCUCAGUUUUGCUACCACGACAGUCAGCUGGGCAGUGAGAUUAGAUCAGCAAGGCGGAGCACACUACUCCUCAGGUGGCUAUGAGUGUCAACGAUGUGAAGAACAUGGGCAACGCUGUGCAUUUAAUUCACAAAGGAACGACACAUUCUGCAUACAUAACACUCACGGACUGCGUAUCAAAGUUAUUGCAGCUACAUCAUCGGUGGCCACGUUAGUUGUUCUUUUGUCGAUGGUGGCCACUGCCCUUUAUUUUUCACUGAGGACAAGAUAUAACGAAGAAAUACAUUUGAAGGUUGAAAUGUUUCUUAGGACAUAUGGCACAUCGAAACCCACAAGGUACACUUUCUCUGAAGUUAAGAAAAUAGCAAGACGGUUUAAGAUAAAAGUAGGGCAAGGAGGAUUUGGCAGUGUAUACAAAGGCGAGUUACCAAAUGGAGUGCCUGUGGCAGUCAAGAUGCUAGAGAACUCUAGAGGAGAGGGAGAAGAAUUCAUCAAUGAAGUUGCAACCGUUGGAUUAAUUCACCAUGCAAAUAUUGUCCGUCUCCUAGGCUUUUGCUCCGAAGGAACGAGACGAGCUCUUAUUUAUGAAUUCAUGCCUAACGAUUCACUGGAGAAAUACAUAUUCUCUCAUGAAUCUAAUAUUUUUGAAGAUAUCCUAGUGCCCGAUAAAAUGAUAGAUGUUGCUUUAGGCAUCGCUCGAGGAAUGGAGUACCUGCAUCAGGGGUGCAACCAACGCAUCCUCCACUUUGACAUCAAGCCUCACAACAUCUUGUUGGACUUCAACUUUAAUCCCAAAAUCUCAGACUUUGGCCUAGCAAAGCUGUGUGCAAGGGACCAGAGCAUCGUUACCUUGACUGCAGCAAGAGGCACGAUGGGCUACAUUGCCCCGGAGCUAUACUCACGGAACUUUGGGGGAGUAUCAUACAAAUCUGAUGUAUACAGUUUUGGCAUGCUAGUGUUAGAAAUGGUGAGUAGAAGGAGGAACUCGGACCCAAGUGUUGGUAGCCAGAACGAUGUAUAUCUCCCGGAGUGGAUCUAUCAGAAAGUAAGCAGUGGGCAGGACUUAGUAGUUACUUUGGACUGGGCACAGGAAGAGCAAGAAAAGGUCAGACAACUUGCCAUUGUGGGACUAUGGUGUAUCCAGUGGAACCCGAAGAAUCGACCAUCAAUGACAAAGGUGGUAAACAUGUUAACCGCGAGGUUGCAGAAUCUACAGAUGCCCCCAAAGCCAUUCAUCACAUCUGAAAAUUACCCUGUGGUGUAAAUCAUGGAAAACAUUCUGCCACAAUUUAGUAAAUACUGGGGGCAUGUACUGCUCCGUCCAUCUGUUGCACAUCAAUGCAUAUCAUUAGCAUGCAAUAUAUUUCGGUCUUUCCACUACAUGAUCAUCUGAUGUAUGA